This is a messenger RNA of Sardina pilchardus (European sardine), 2107 nucleotides long. RefSeq names its product calcium homeostasis modulator family member 6 (gene calhm6). The record is from RefSeq and is a predicted model, not a curated record. The coding region runs from base 224 to 1192 and encodes 322 amino acids. Gene Ontology annotation, molecular function: monoatomic cation channel activity. Gene Ontology annotation, cellular component: plasma membrane. Lineage: Eukaryota; Metazoa; Chordata; Actinopteri; Clupeiformes; Clupeidae. The transcript has 2 exons.
GUGAAGAAGCCUAUCCAACUCGUAAUUACGCUACAAAGUUUCGCCACGGCAGAAAUUUACCCACCAAUUAUAAUGGCGUUAUAUCUGUCUUGACCAAACACCAGAUGACAUGCAGUUGAUAACGGAACUGAAAGUGCCCCCCUCCCUUAUUGGACUUUUCUAGCAGAGUUGCUCGUCGCCAGGUUGGCAUUUCUGAUUGAAACAGGAAAAGGAACGCGUCGCAAUGGAUAAAUUCAAGGUUGUGAUGAACUUGCUCCAAAAACGGCAAACGACCCUUGGAUUCGGUGCGAUUCCGUUACUGACAGCGGGCGCGGAGCAUGCGUUUUCUAAUUUUGCCUUCAGGUGUCCCUGUAGCGAGUGGAACUUUCUCUAUGGGACUGUGUCACUUCUUGUGCCGGCCGCGGCUUUGCUUAUACUCGGGUACAUGUUAAGCAACAAAACGUGGAAGCUUUUCACAGGUUUGUGUCUGAAGAGGCAUAAACUUUUCCGUUUCAAAUACUUGUGCGGCUGUUUAACUGUUUUUACUCAGAUCACAAUGACCGCUAUGGUGGCACCUGUCUCCUGGAUCGCAAUAGCGCUUCUUAACGGUGUUUAUUUUGAAUGUAUAGUGACGGGCACUAAUAUCACUCAGUUGAAAAGCUACCUGUGCAGUGACAGAUCAGACAGUUGCAGGACACAGCUCUACAAGUUGCCGUGUGAUAGGACAUCGAUGUCGGCGGCGGACAGAGAAGCUGUCCUUACAACCAUACGCGCGCAGUCUCAGAUCCUGGGCUGGUUGGUGAUCGCCUCCAUCAUGUUCUUCUCCCUGCUGUUCACCUGUCUGGCCAGGUGCAACUCUCCAGUGAGCUACCUGCAGCUCAAGUUCUGGAAGACCUACUCUCAGAAGGAGAACAACUUCUUUGACAGCUAUGCCACGGAGCACGCCAAGAAGCUCGCCGAAAGGAACAUCAAGAGUUUCUUUGAACUGAGCACGCCAGAACCUCAGCCGACUCCUCCGAAGAUCGCCUGGGAAAAGGUCUCCAGCUUCUACAAGUUCAGGACCAUGGAUAAGUAUUACAGCACAGUGCACAAGUACGUGGAGACUUGCAAGAACCCUGAGAACCCCGCGAGAGUCCUGUCAACAAAAUCAGGCGAGGGGGAUCUGGUCAAUCCAGCGGCCCUGGCCUUUUUGGAUGAGGGCAUGAUGCUGUGAGGGACUCAGAUCCAAAAAAUUGUUGUCAGUCUUUUCCUCAAUGCACUCCAUUUCCAUGUGAUGUGAUUGUUUUUAAAAUAAUGUUUGGACAUUCUUCGAAGACUUUAUACGGAGGAAGAGUGUUUCUUCAGUGAUCAUGCCAUUGUAUGUCAAAUCAUUAAGCUCAGGUAUAUUAUGCAACGUGUCAGUUUAUGGUAAUGAUAAAGUUUACAAAGACAUACCAAGUUUGUGCCUUAUGUGCCUUAAUGGAAACGUACAGCAUAAAAGAUUCUUUGUUCUAUCUGCUGCAAAAUCCUGCUGUUUUUUUCUGUAUCUGUGGUCUGAUUUUCUUUUUCUACUUCUCCCUCUUGACUUCCUUCUAUUCACAUCUCUUCUGAUUUGGUCUAUGGUGGCGUAGCACUUCGAGAUCAUUGAGUUGAUGUAAAGUGCAUUAGAAAUAAAAUGUUAUUAUUAUUUAUUAUUAUUGUUUCAGGCCUCACAUCCGUCCUGUAGGUUUACUGUAUGUAGUGAGACUGUGAGAAAGACAGGUGAGGCUUAAUAUGUGCAUUAAAACACAGCAUUAAAUGUGCAAUGUGAACUUGAAUGAAAUUUGGCCAGUAGCCUACAGUAUAAGUGUAAAAACGUAAUACGAUAAUGCAGAUAUGCACUCAGUGAGCUGAUAGGAUUUCCGAUGUUCUAAGUGAUUGUUUUUCUUGGUUGUCAACUCAGUUUCAGUUCCACUUCCUCGGAACUUCCUGUGUGAGUAAAGGCAAUCGUGUUCAAACAGAUUUUAUUAAUGGGACAAUUGUGAGUGGUGUAUCGCAAUAAAUGCUGCACCAUGAUCUGCAACGUAUGCAUCAAAUCAUCCUAACAUAAGGAUCAUAACAUUUGAUCUAUUUUGACAUUAAAGAGAUCUGACCUGGUAUCAAUUUUUUA